Molecule: messenger RNA, 10726 nt
Organism: Apodemus sylvaticus (European woodmouse)
Lineage: Eukaryota; Metazoa; Chordata; Mammalia; Rodentia; Muridae
Gene: Fhip1b
Product: FHF complex subunit HOOK interacting protein 1B
Exons: 13
Coding region: 372-3341 (989 amino acids)
Biological process (GO): endosome to lysosome transport; endosome organization; lysosome organization
Cellular component (GO): FHF complex
Source: RefSeq, a predicted model, not a curated record
GCGGGGCGCGGUUGGUUCGCCUGGGGAGCGAUGGCGGCGGCCUGAACUCACCUAGCCCGGCCGCCGACAGGCCUGGGCAGGGCGGCGUGGUGCAAGCGAAAGAGACGCGUGGGUCGCGGCGCGCGCAGAGGCGCAAGGUGCUCUUUGCUCUUCACUGAAGAAAUAGUGAAGUACAUGAUUUGCAACACUGGACUGGACAGUGAACUCUGGGCUUGCUAUUACUCUAGUUUGGUGUAAUCUGUGGCUCUCUGGCCAGCUACUGGCUUCUACAGACCGGAUGAAGCAGAUUGGAGACACAAGUGGAGAAAGCCUCCAGCUGGUACAUUCUCAGAGUGUAGUCCUUUGGCUGCUGGCCCUGUCCAGCCUGCCUCAUGGAGAAGAUGAACUGGCUGAGCAGGCUGGCCUCCCGGGUCCCUGGGCACCGUGUACCACAAGGGGCCAGUCUACAGACCCCUGUCAUGGCUGACCCUGAGACAUGCCUCAUGGUCUUCAAGAAUCACUGGUCCCAGGUGGUGCGAAUCCUGGAGCGGCAAGGACCUCGGGCAGCUGCUGGAGGUGCAGAUGAUCUCAGUGCUGUGAGAAACCACACGUACCAAAUGCUAACAUUGCUGGCAGAGGAUCGAGCAGUUCCUUCAGCCCCCUCAGGCCCUGGGCCCCUGCUAGAGUUUGCCCUGCGUGAAGAUCUGCUGAGCCGAGUGUUGAUAUGGCAGCUACAAUGGGAUGAGUUUGGGGAUGGGGUCGAAGAACGGCGGGCUGAGCAGCUGAAACUAUUUGAAAUGCUAGUGAGCGAAGCUCGCCAGCCUCUGUUGCGGCAUGGGCCAGUUCGUGAGGCUCUGCUUGCCCUGCUGGAUGCCUGUGGCCGCCCUGUGCCCAGUAGCCCAGCACUGGAUGAAGGCCUGGUGCUACUUCUCAGCCAGCUGUGCGUGUGUGUUGCUCGGGAGCCUUCACUGCUCGAGUUCUUCUUGCAGCCACCCCCAGAGCCUGGAGCUGCUCCACGUCUUCUCCUCUUUUCUCGCCUUGUCCCCUUUGUUCAUCGAGAAGGCACCCUGGGCCAGCAGGCCCGUGAUGCUCUACUUCUGCUCAUGGCUCUGUCAGAUGGGAGCCCCACUGUGGGCCGAUACAUCGCAGAUCACUCUUACUUCUGCCCGGUGCUGGCCACAGGGCUGAGUGCCCUGUACUCCUCACUGCCUCGAAAGAUUGAGGUUCCAGGGGAUGAUUGGCACUGCUUGCGCCGGGAAGACUGGAUUGGAGUGCCUGCUCUUGCACUCUUCAUGAGUUCCCUAGAGUUCUGCAAUGCAGUCAUUCAGGUAGCUCAUCCCCUGGUGCAGAAGCAACUGGUUGAUUAUAUUCAUAAUGGUUUCCUGGUGCCUGUCAUGGGCCCUGCCCUGCACAAGACCUCUGUGGAAGAGAUGAUUGCAAGUACCGCCUAUCUGGAACUUUUCCUGCGGAGCAUCUCAGAGCCUGCCUUGCUCCGUACCUUCCUGCGAUUCCUGUUGUUACAUCGGCAUGAUACCCACACCAUUCUUGACACCCUCGUUGCCCGUAUUGGCAGCAACUCCCGGCUCUGCAUGGUCUCUCUGAGUCUCUUCAGGACCCUUCUGAACCUCAGCUGUGAGGAUGUUCUGCUGCAGCUGGUUCUCAGGUAUCUUGUCCCAUGUAACCACGUGAUGCUGAGCCAGAAGCCAGCUGUGCGUGAUGUGGAUCUUUAUGGACGAGCUGCUGACAAGUUUCUCUCCCUGAUCCCACGCUGCUGUCGGCACCAUGCCCCUAGCCCACCUCAUCCAGAGCAUGCCUCAUGGGCACGAGGUGGGCCUAGCAGAGAAGCAGGGAGAAGGGAGGACAUCACGGGCCCUGGAAGCCCAAGUGUUGAUUCUUCAUCAGUGGUAACAGUGCCCCGCCCCUCCACACCUUCUCGUCUGGCUCUGUUUCUUCGGCAACAGAGCCUAGGUGGCUCUGAGUCCCCAGGUCCAGCUCCUCGAUCACCAGGGCUUACUGCAUCCCCAACUUCCAGCCCUGGUCGAAGGCCCAGCCCUGCAGAGGAGCCUGGUGAGCUAGAAGACAAUUACCUGGAGUAUCUGCGUGAGGCACGCCGUGGUGUAGACAGCUGUGUCCGAGCCUGCCGAACCUGGUCUGCCCCUUAUGAUGGCGAGCGCCCCCCUCCUGAGCCUAACCCUCUUGGCUCCCGGACUAAGAAACGCAGUCUACUGCCAGAGGAAGACAGGGACAAUGUGAGGGAAGGAGAGGAGGAAAACUUAGGGAGUCGGGGGCUAGCUGUGGGUGUAGGGGAUACCCCUGGCUACCUACCCCCACCGCAGCUUAAUGGGGUGCCAGGGCCAUGGCCAGAAGCAGCCAAGAAGGUUCGUCUGGUGCCACGAUUGGUACCACAAGAAGGAGUUAGGGAAUUGUUAGAGGGUACCUCUGAAGGCCUGGCAGGACUAGAGAGCUUUGGGCAAGAGCUCCAGGAGCUGGAGGUGGCACUGAGCAAUGGUGGAGCUGGCUCAGAGCCUCCCUUAGAGCCUCCACUACCUCCUGAGGAGGAGGAGGCCUACGAGAGCUUCACCUGCCCUCCUGAGCCCCCCGGCCCCUUCCUCAGCAGCCCUUUGCGGACUCUCCACCAGCUGCCGAGUCAGCCCUUCACUGGCCCCUUCAUGGCUGUGCUCUUUGCCAAACUCGAGAACAUGCUGCAGAACUCCGUCUAUGUCAACUUCCUGCUGACAGGGCUGGUGGCCCAGCUGGCCUGUCACCCCCAGCCCCUGCUCCGCUCUUUCCUGCUCAACACCAACAUGGUCUUCCAGCCCAGUGUCAAGUCCCUGCUGCAGGUGCUGGGCUCUGUGAAGAAUAAGAUUGAGAGCUUUGCGGCCUCCCAGGAGGACUUCCCUGCUCUGCUAUCCAAAGCCAAGAAGUACCUCAUUGCCCGUGGCAAGCUGGACUGGGCUGAGGGUCCUACAGCAGGACCUGCCCCCCGCCGCUCUGAUUCCCUAGUGAGGAGCCGGAGGCCAUCCUUGGGGGAAUUACUCCUGCGGCAUGCACACAGCCCAACCAGGGCCCGACAGGCGGCGCAGGUUCUUCAACCUGGGCGAGAUGGAACAGGACUUGGACUAGGUGGGGGCUCUCCAGGGGCUUCAACUCCAGUUCUACUUCCCCGGGGCGGGGCUUCUGAGCGCCAAGGUGAGGCUCUGCGAGUCAAGAAUGCUGUCUACUGUGCAGUCAUUUUCCCUGAGUUUCUCAAGGAGUUGGCUGCCAUCUCCCAGGCCCAUGCUGUCACCUCGCCUUUCUUGUUGGAUACUUCAGAGGAGGUAUCUCCUCCUCCCAUCUCAGGCUUUGGGCCCCUCAAUCCUUAAUUUUCUUCCAUGGACAAUCAGGGCCUUCUGUGGCCUGGGCAGAAAUCCAGGACACGGGCUCCUUUUUAUGUUUGGAGGCAGUGGCAAAUGGACUUUUUAAUUUAUUUCAGAUGAAUGUUUUAUGAGAACUUGUUGCAAUAUGUAUAAAAGGGAAAUCUCUAUUCUGUGCUCAUUCUUCUUUGCCACCCUUUAUCUGUGGGGCUGUGGCCCUAUGAAGGUUGUAUAUAGGUGGGGGAAUCAUUGGGCAUUUUUCUCUUUCCCGAAAACACUGAUGAUAGGAUUUCAAGAUAGCCCCUUUACUAUUAGAAGGUGAGAGGACUUGAUGCUUAGGGGAAAAUGGAGACUUCUCUUUCUGGACCCUUGGAAGAAGAAGCACACAGGCCCAGGGUGGUUUCGGGGUGCAGCAGCUGAUGUUUAUUGGGGACCAGUAUCCCUAUGCCAGAUCUUAGGGGCCUUGCCCCCUGCAUCUCUUGCCUCAGCUUCAUUCGUCGCUGUCGAACUCCGAAGACAGACCCUGCAGCAGGGGCAGGGACAUGGAGUGCCGAUCGGGGUCCCCGGGGCCCCCACCCUGGGCUCCUGGUGGGGGGUUGCGGGGACUGAAGAGCCAGUUCUCUGCUAGGGUUGGGGAUAGUCACAGCUUGACUCAUGCCCUGGUCUUCCUCCCUAGUCCCUCCCUGUGAUGCUCUGUACUACCACACUCCCAUCCCGCUGCCUCACCACAACCAUGCUUCCACCUCACCCUCCCCUUGGCUCCCUCAGUCCUUGAUGAAGGUCCUGUGCAAAUUCUGGGCUGCUGAACCCAUUCCUUGGUUAUAUUCCCUGUACCCUCUCCCUCCAAUGGUCUUUCCCAGCCCUCAUCUUCAUUCCCCUUAGUAGUACCUGAAAGCAUAUAGGGGCCCCUCCGGAAGGGGUUUCGACCCUUAUAGGAGAAUCUGGUGGGUCUGCCUUCUGGCCCUUCUUGGGGAGGUGGUGUAGGUGCGGCUGGGACAGGUGGAGGUACGUCAGCAACUUCAGGGGUAUCAGCAGGUACUGAUGUGGGGGCCAGAGCUGAUAUGAUGCUAAGGCUAGGUCUAACCCAGUUGGCUCCUUGGGGCAAUGGAUCUUUGGUCAGAGACUUCUGUGGUCCCAGCACACCCUUGGGCUGCAGUGAAAACUUGAGGCAGGAGAAAGCAAUAGGUAGUGAGCGCUGUAACCGUAGCAGCUGGGGUUCACGGGCUGUGGGCAAAAGCCCUAGCUGCAGCCAGGUGCAGGAGAAGACCUGGUAGAUGACGUAUAUGCUGUGGGUGCUUCGGAGCCAGGGAAGAUUCUGCUGUAGGCUCACCUGCCCUGGUGGUAGCAGCAGGAAAGCAACUUUCUUGCGCAGACCUCCCAUAUGUAGGCGAAUUCUGCAGGGCUGCCCAUCCAGCAUUCGCAUUUCUUCAUAGGCUAUCUCAGCUCGGCCAUUUGGUGAGUAUUCCCGAGUGCAGUGGGCAAAGACACCCUCAGACCCUGCCUGUUCUAGAAGAUUUGGUAGCAGCCCUACUGAUUUCAGUGCCCUUCGGCCCUGCCGACCUGGCAAAGCCAGGCGGGUGUGGGCUGGACGGGACUGUUUCACUAGCACGCCCAGUAGAUCAUAGUAGGCUGCAUCCGACAGGAAAGGUACUGCCACUACAUUGGACCCAAAACGCUCCUCGAUGACCUGCAGGUGGCCAGUUUAUAAGUCAGGGGCUGAGUUAAGGUCAGAGGUUAACUUGUGUUGUCUAAAUUGACCUACCCACCAUUGUUCACUGUUUAAGUACAUUGCUACAGUAUACACAGAUCCAUUAUUUCCCAGUUCCCUGUAUAAGAAUCUAAUGUCUUAUUUUGUGCCAAAUUUUGGUAAAUACUUGGAUACAUGAAAGAAUGAGACUUUGUCUUUAUACUAAUGUAGCUUGGGAUAAUGGAGGGAACAAAAAUGUGAAUAGUAACUAAGUAAAAUAAUAGCAGGAUGUGUAAAGGAUUUCAAAGCUGUUGUCUUUGAUGGAAAGAUGAUCAAAGGAAUUUGGUAGGUGGCAGUACUUGAGCUUUGGAGAAAUUAACAGGUUGGACAGUAGUCAUUCCUGGCAAUGGUCAGCCAGGAAAAAUCCCUGAACCUUUAGGGACCUUUAGGAACACAUAAUUUCAUAUUACUUGCAUUUAAGGAAGGAAGAGGAAAGGCACAUAGGAAGUAGGAUAUGGAAAGUCAUGUGUGUAUGCCUUUCAUAAAUGGCUGUUUUAUUCAGAGGCCAAUGGGAAGCCACUUAUAGGCCCAUGGUGGGAAGAUGGGACCAGGAAGAAGAGAGCUGAUUUUUUAAAUAAGCAUAAAGCAGGAAGGAGAAGUAACUUAAGACUGUUGUAAUAAUUGCAAGCAAAACAUGAUUUUAGUUCCUGAACUAAAUAAUGGGAAAGAGUUGAGGACACAGCAUUGGUAGAACUUGGUCUCUUCAUGGAUGUGGAAAACGGAGGAAUUCCUCAAAGAGCAUGCCUAGGUGAUGGGUUAUAUGGUAAUAUUAGUGAAAAAUGGGUACACAGAUACAGGCUGAUAAUGUCCAUCCUUUGGGGGAGGCAGUUACCUCUUACGUGCUUUCUACUCUAGCUACAAGGGAGGAUAGUUCUUUCUAUGUGUGUGUGAUGUCUCAUCUUUGUAUUGUUCCACUAUCUGUUCAGGGUUUCCAGUUCCUUAGGUUUGCCCUUUAUUUUUAUUAUUAUUAUCAUUAUUUUUUGUUUGGGGUAUUUGUGCUUGGUGACCAGUUCUUGAGAGUACCUAGGAACCUGGUAAGAUCCUCUUUAGUAAUUAGUAACUUAGCUGUUGUAGUUUUGAACUGUUAGAGAUUUCAUUGGCUGAGCCUUCUGGCUCUCAGUUAUGCUAGAUUGCAAAGCCAUACAGAAAUUCUAAGUUACCCACCAUUUAUCUCCCAGAUCCCACAUUAUCUGUUCUUAUUCUGAAUUUACCCAAUGAUCCCUGAAGCUGCUCUGCUCUUAUUUUGUAACAUAAAGCAGUGUUGAAGUGUUUGUCUGUUGUAUUGAAAAAGAAAUCAGGGCACUCAGAGGUUCCCUGUUUUGCUUGAAGUUGGCAUGUUUAUCCUGUAUCUCUGCCCUGAGUUAUUCACUGAGAUAAUAUAAGGAGAGUUUUCUUUUUUCUUUUCUAUAAUGGAAUACAUUUAUGAUAAUGUAAUUUUAACAGGUCUAGUGUAGGUACAGACAUCGCUUCUCAGCCUUUUGGCUAAGAUCAAGUGUAGUAUAGGUAGACUUCAGCACUGUUGAAACCAAUUAGUCUUGAUCUUGGGAAGACCCUUUCUCUCUUUUUUUGCCUCCCUUGCUUUUGUGGUUAGCAUAUUCCCAAGCAAUGGGAGUUAAUGCCAUCAAGUCUGGUGGGUGCUUGAUGGUGGUUUAAGAUGGAAAAUAAACAUCUUUUUUUUUUCCUUUUUCCUCACAUGGAUUUUGGUUUUCAUCUUAAAUUUGCUGCUGCUCAUUCACUCUUUGUUCAUUCACUCAGCUGUCUUUUGUGACUUUUAUAAGUUGGUUGCUACUGCUACUCUUGUCUUAGAUUUCCCAUCUCUUCCUACACAGAAACCACCUAGACCCAGCCUGGUCAUACUUUGCCACUUUCUCCUUAGCCCUCUCACUUUACCUACCUUAUCCUUGAUGAGGGCCCAAGUGGCAUCUGCUUCAUCCAGUGUUAGCAGGUGGGGGGUACUGACCAACAUGGUGGGGAGUGGGAGGGGUUGAGCAAGGUAGUGGCUGCUGCAGGAACCCCCAAGCUGCCCAGAGAGGUAAGGCCCACCUACUUUGGGCUGUGACCUACUCCAGCAUGAGGUCAUAGACCCUGCUAGGUGAUAGAGCCUUGGAUACAGAGAGUACCAUCAUAACUCCACAGGCCACAUUGCAGCCUGUGGGUCAUAAUAUUUACAAAUUUUUAUUUAUUUUUCCCAUUUCUAUUACUGUUUGAAGUUUCAUUUUUCCUUUAUGUUCCUGCCAUGCCCUUUCCUGUCCUUAAACAGUGCAAAGAUGCUUUCUUCUUUCACUUCUCUUUUCUUUUCACUCACCCUUUUCUUUCUUCUUAUACAGUCUUGCCUCAUGGUCUUGUGGUUUUCUGCCUCAGCCUGGAGUGGUCAUUAUAUUGCUUCGGGAGAGGAAAUUCUUUCUGUCCCAGUUUCUCAUCUGUAAUUCUUGGUUUGAGUUCUUUAAGGAAACAGGGUAGGACCACUCCUCUUUUUAACUGGACUAAAAAGAGGAGUUUUUAACUAGUUAAGAACUCCUCUUUUUAACUAGAGUAACUUUUACCUGGUUAGUUGUGGAUUACUUCUCUUUGAGGUUGCAUUGGGGUCUGGAAGGACAUAGAAGUAUAGAUCAAGACUCAGACUGAAAAAUACAUCAUCAACAACAACAUCAGCAACAAUAAAAUCCCAGGGAUUCUCAAUCUCUAAAUUACCAGGGAGAUUUGACAAUUACCGAUACCUGUCUCCUAUUCUUACAAAUUAUGAUUUAAUCCAUUUAGGGGUAUGCCUGGGAAUCCUAACUUCUAAAAACUCCUGGGUUGAAACCAGUUAUUAAUGAGCGGGUUAUAAAUGCUGUAGAAAGCAGGUGUGCGUAGGAGGGUGUUAGGCUGAGCCAGCAAUAUGGAGAGUAAGAUCAGGAUGGAAUUAUGUUCCCUUAGUAACUGGCAGGAAUUUUCAGGAAGCCAGAAUUACCCAGGUAAACACGAAGAUUUUCUUGAUGUUCCAUUCCUUUCGCAGGCCAGUUUGUGUGUAGUAGUUUCUCUCCCAGUCUCAUUACCCUUCUCCCUUGUGUCUUUGCCCAGAGAGCUUACCUAGUGUUUUGUUUGAGUAGAAUGACUUUUCAAAAAAAUUACUUUAGAACUUUUUAGUAAUCAUUUUCCCACUCAACACUUUGUCUUAACUGUUUCUGAGGUACCCUGGAGGUCUCUUGUCUAGGGGAUAUCCUGUUACAGCUUGACCUAGAGAAAAAUGCUGUUCUGCAAAGCUGGCUAUACUCAUUGCCAGCUUAAAGUGGUAUCUGUCAUGCCACAUAGAAGAGUAUAGCAGUGAUGGGACAGUGUUAUCAAGAGAACUGUCCAAAAGGAAGUGCAGUUGGUCUCAAGCCAAAGGCAAGUCUCUUUAGCCAGUGCUAAUGCAUGGACAGGUGCCAGUUCUUUGAGCAAAUGCUUGACAAUAGACUUGGUCCUGAGUACAGAAGAGGAAUUAAUGUCAGAUAUUUGUUGAACUCUUCAGUGCUAGAGUGUGUGUCCAAUACUAAAUGUAUUAUCUUAGAUAAUCCUUUUAUAUACUUCUUAUUUUUGUUUUGUGUUUGUUUUUGAAUUAGGGUCUCAUUGUGUAAUCCAGAAUGAUUUUAUAACUCAUUUUAUAGCUGCAAACUUCCCAAAUUUUACAGUAAUCCUCCUGCCUCAGCCUUCUCAAUGCUGGUAUUAUAGUUGUGCACCACAGCCAGCUUCUUUUCUGGAGUAUGUAUUAUUGUUUCAUUUUUAAGGUUCAGAAAAACUAAUUAACCAAUAACACACAGUAAGUAGUUAACAACAGAUUAGUGUGUAAUGAGAGAAACACAAAUGGCUUAGUGAGAAGGAAGUGGACAGGAUGCAAGAGAAGCCACAACAGUCCACAUGAGAAACCUCAGUUUUCUUAAGACAGCUGAAACCAAGUUCCUUCUCUUUUGUGCCUAUUUGGCAAGGCCCUCACACAAUUACCAUCUUUGAUAUUAGGGCUGUAAUUUUUAAUGUUUAUGGUUUUGCCUACAUGUCUGGCUGUGCAUCAUGAGUGUGUGUACUUGGUGCAAUUGGAGGCCAGAAGAGAUCAUUGGAUUCUUUGGACUGGAAUUAGAGAUAGUUCUGAGCUGCCAUGUGGGUGUUGGGAAUCGAACCCUCAUCCUCUGGAAGAACAGUCAGUGCUUUUAAUCACUGAAGCAUUCUCUCCAUUCCUGAUCCAGCUUGUCAUUGUGUUACUGAAGCUGGUCUCCCAGUUAUGUACUUCUGACUUAAUUGCUACAUUGUAAUAUGUAUACCAUCCUUUCAUUUUGGCUGACAAGGAAAAGAAAUACAGUGUAGUGUAGUUGGCAGCUCUGUUUCUCCCAAAAGAAAUUUUGAUGAACACUGAGGUGGAAUAAGAGGCAUAUAGAGACAAGUAGAAUGGACAGAAUCAUGUCCUUCUGCACCUCUGCAGUGUAGAAGUAAGCUGACUGAGAAGCAAAUGCAGAUGACAAGGGGAUCUAGAAUGAGAAGACAUGCAUGAGGACAGUGCAGGGAUGGCUUUAUUGGUCAAAUAGGAAGCAGAAGAUUGGGUUCUAGUAAACUACUUGGCUGGACGUUCUCAUCUUCUGCCCUGUUCUUGCCUUCCAAUUCCCAUGAAUUUGUAGGCUUCCUAAAUUCUAUGAUGCUAUACCUUAACUUGAAUAAGUCUGUUUUUCCUUUUUAUUCAGAAUCUGACACUGAAAGAUGCUCAAGGAAAACAGAUAACUAAGUCAUGAGUGAGUUGGUGAGCCUGAGGGUUGGACUGUUUGGGCCCUAUCUUUCUGGGAUUUGUUUCCCAUGUGGCACCAUCCUGUGGUUAUCUUUGGAAAAAGAGGUGCUGAUUGCCUUGAGGAUAUGAGAGUGAAGUGGAUGGAGGUAGGAAAUACAUAACUAGGACUGUUUAUGCAGAGAACAUGGGAUUCUUUGCAUGAAUCUCGUGGUGACUGCAGGGAGAACUGUACAGAUUCUUGAUGCUUUAUUUAAAGUUUUUGAGAUAAAUAUGAAAUAAAGCUGAUAAUUUUUAAGUUUACAGAAAGGAAAUAAUAUUUCAUAUGUUUUGGAAUGUCCCCAUUGAGAUUCAGGGCAAUGCCUCUAGUCAAACCUGUCAGUGUUCUUUUCAGUUAAAUAUGUGAACCUUUCACAUAUUUCACUAAGUAAAAUAAAGGCUUUAAAUAGGAUCAUAAAGAUUGGGGCCAAAGUUGUGGAGAAGAUGUUUCUACAGAGAUUAUUUAUUUUGAAAAUAUAGGUGAUGGGUAGUGGGCAUAUAGUUAAUUCUCAGGUUAUUACGAAGAACGAGAAUGAGAGUGUGCUGGCAAAGCUUUCUGCACAUAUCACAUGGGAGGUAUGUAUGGAAGAUCGUCGAAACACAGGCGUGUUAGAGUUUUGGCUUGAAGAAAAAACAUUCUCAGCACCGGCUUUGGAACAAGCAAACUGGGAGAAGUGUGCACAGCUAGGAGUUGAAGGUGCCUUAUCUUCCCAUGGUGGGAUGGUAACAGACUCACUGCUCAUGAGCAUCGAUUGCACAUGACUUCCCUUUCCAUGUAUCAGAGAAGAAAACGGUGUGUGUAUGUAUGUGUGAUAUGGGACUAUCACACACUAAUUCCUUUAUAUUUCUUUAUAACAAUGUAAUAAAUAUCCUACUGCCAUA